AUGGCUCAAAUAGUGCGGCAGGCGCAAUGGGAGGCGCAGCUCGUGGAAAGUGGGCACUACGAUAAGAUUAUGGUUCAGAACCUGGAAGUGGUUGUCAAUUCUGGCAAAGAUGUUUGGGGUCGUGAGAAAAAGCAAAGGGCCUUUAUCAGUGUCAUCCUCACCCUAGGCAAACAAUUCACUUCAGCUUCUUCCACAGACUCCGUCGAUGAUAGCACCGUCCAUUAUGGUAUACUCAGCAAAGCGAUUCAAGCAAAAUUUGGGAAUGCUACAUCGGCUUGGACAAGCACGUCUGCGCUUUCAGCUGCAGUUUCACAAUGUGUGCGCGAUGUUGCAGGUUCAACUGAAAUAUAUGCUAUCGAAACGAACGUGUGCUACCAAAAGGGAAGCAUGCUCGGCGAAGGGGCAGGCCACACGACUUCUUGUAUUGAAAAGUCUGGAACACGCUCGAGCGUACUUUAUUUGCGCAACGUCCGCAUUCCUUGCCUAAUUGGGGUCAACGCGAAUGAGAGACUGCAAAAGCAGCCCGUGGAUGUUAAUAUCUGGGUAGAUGGAAUCGCUGACUCCCGCGUCGACGACUAUCCGCAACUAGAGAGUCUGUUGUUUGAGCUGAUCUCAGGGUCCUCGUUCCAGACGAUUGAGAGCCUACUAGCGUGGCUCGUCGAAGAGCUUAGACAGAAGUUCUUCACGCAAGAUGUGGAUCAGGGCGCAUGGAUCAAGCUGCGAGUUGGCAAGCCCCACGCCGUACCUUUUGCCGACGCGCCAGCUGUGGAGAUUAUGCGACCAGUGCGUUCGGAUUGA
This is a messenger RNA of Bipolaris zeicola 26-R-13, 798 nucleotides long. RefSeq lists its product as uncharacterized. Gene Ontology annotation, molecular function: dihydroneopterin aldolase activity. Gene Ontology annotation, cellular component: cytoplasm. Bases 1 to 798 code for a protein of 265 amino acids. Gene Ontology annotation, biological process: folic acid-containing compound metabolic process. The transcript has 2 exons. The record is from RefSeq and is a predicted model, not a curated record. Lineage: Eukaryota; Fungi; Ascomycota; Dothideomycetes; Pleosporales; Pleosporaceae.